AUGUUUCGAACUUCGAAGGUUGUGAGCAAAGAGAAAGUGAUCCAAGUGGGUAUGAUGGAGCACAUCAAGAGAGAAAUCUCGGUGAUGAAGAUGGUAUGGCAUCCAAACAUAGUCGAGCUCCACGAAGUUUUGGCGGGCAAAUCCAAGAUCUACUUCGCCAUGGAACUCGUCCGUGGAGGCGAGCUGUUCUCGAAAAUCGCUAAGGGUCGGCUUAAAGAAGACGUGGCGAGAGUCUAUUUCCAACAACUCAUCUCCGCCAUCGAUUUCUGUCACAGCCGCGGUGUCUACCACCGAGACCUCAAGCCUGAGAACUUGCUCUUAGACGAAGAAGGUAAUUUGAAAGUCACUGAUUUUGGUCUCAGCGCUUUCACUGAUCAUUUGAAGCAAGAUGGGUUGCUACACACAACAUGUGGCACACCAGCUUAUGUGGCGCCGGAGGUGAUUGGAAAGAAAGGCUACGAUGGUGCUACAGCUGAUCUUUGGUCCUGUGGAGUUAUCCUGUUUGUUCUUCUAGCUGGGUUUUUGCCAUUUCAGGACAAUAAUCUUGUGGCCAUGUAUAAUAAGAUUUACAGAGGUGACUUCAAGUGUCCACCAUGGUUUUCUUUGCUAGGUUUUGAGGAUUUUCCUGCAUUCGAGCCUGUUCAUAUCAUUGCUCCCAUAGGUGCCACCUUCCUUAGGCAAAGAGUGGCUCAGUUAAAAGCUAGCUCUAAAUGCCCUAAAGUUGAGUCUUUUACAGGUGCUGCAUCUAUGCCUCCUUCUGCUGAUCCUACUAUUGUGGAUUUUGUUGACCCCACUGCUGCUGUGGAUCCUCCACCUUCUUCAUCGGGUGAUUCUUCUAUUCGGAGUAUGUUGGAGACUGUCAUGACCAUUCAGGCGGCUCAUGGAUAG
This is a messenger RNA of Quercus robur (English oak), 888 nucleotides long. Its product is annotated as CBL-interacting serine/threonine-protein kinase 6-like. The record is from RefSeq and is a predicted model, not a curated record. Gene Ontology annotation, biological process: protein phosphorylation. Bases 1 to 888 code for a protein of 295 amino acids. The transcript is spliced from 3 exons. Lineage: Eukaryota; Viridiplantae; Streptophyta; Magnoliopsida; Fagales; Fagaceae. Gene Ontology annotation, molecular function: ATP binding; protein kinase activity.